AUGAAGGUUGAAAAUUCCAGUAUCAUUCCUCUGAUUCUCUUUUGGAUUCCAGUGAUUGGAGCUGUGAGUUUGAUCUAUACUUACUUCCGAUCAUGGUAUCGUCUUCGUGAAUUCAAAGGACCGUGGCUAGCUGGCUUGACAGAGGCCUGGCUCUUUCGCUCGACAACGACCGGCGAAUUGCACAAACGACUAUACGAUGUCAAUAGGGAAUAUGGUGAUCUCGUUCGAAUUGGACCAAACUGGCUCAUGACUAGCGACCCUGAGAUAAUCCGUUAUAUGAGCGCUGCCAAAUACAAACAUCGAAAAUCGAGCUGGUAUGCUUCUUUAAAGCUCGACCCUUACGUGCAUAGUGUGUUCUCGGAGACUAGUUUGGAAAAGCACGACCAACUACGAGCUAAGAUGCAAUCCGGUUAUUCCCUGAAGGAAAACCGAGAUCUAAAUGUCAAAAUUGAUGCGGAAAUUGCUUCUCUUGUUAAUUUGAUUGAGCGUAAAUAUAUUUCCACGGCUACUGAUGUCCGCCCCAUCGAUUUUGCUCAAGCGGCGCAGUUUUGGUCGCUGGACGUUAUUACGAGCAUCGCCCUCGGUGACCCAUUUGGCUACCUGACUGAGGACAAGGAUAUGUAUAACUUUAUCAAGAUUCUAUAUGGAGAGCUUCCUCUCGCAACAGUCUGCUCGUCGACACCUACAUUGGGAAGCCUUGUGUUUGGGUCCGGACUUGUGACGCUUAUAGGGGCUGACCAGCAGUGCAGAAUCGCAAAAAGGGUCGUCGGUGAUCGUUUUGGUGAUAAAAAGGUUGUGCGCGACGACAUGCUGGGAACCUUCGUCCGAAACGGACUGGAUCAACGUCAAGCUGAGUCCGAGAUUCUUACCACCAUUAUGGCUGGAUCCGAUACGACGGCCACUGCUAUCCGCGCAACGAUGCUUUACGUCAUGACGAAUCCCCGUGUAUACAACUUGCUUGUUCAAGAGAUUCAAACGGCCGAGCGGAAUGGGUCCAUAUCUUCUCCAAUAACAUCUGCUGAGUCUCGCGAGAUGCCAUAUGUGCAAGCGGUUAUCAAAGAAGGCAUAAGAAUUCACCCCCCAAUUACAGGCCUCUUGACAAAGGUGGUUAAUCCAGGUGGCGAGACCAUCAAAGGCCGAUUUGUCCCUGGAGGAACCGGCAUUGGACACUGUGGAUGGGGUAUUCAACGCAAUGAGGUCUUUGGAGCCGAUGUUGAUGUUUUCCGGCCCGAACGAUGGAUUGAAGCAUCUGAUGAACAGAAACACGAGAUGGAGAGAACUAUGGAGUUAGUGUUUGGAACCGGUCGAUGGGGUUGUCUUGGUAAAGCAAUCGUACUUGUUGAAUUGGACAAGAUAUUUGUUGAGCUCCUUCGACGAUUCGACUUUGAGCUCAUCUAUCCUGGAGAUCCUUGGAAAACUCAAAAUUUUACCCUUUUCAUGCAAAAGGAGAUGUGGGUGCGCGUCACGAAGCGUACGGCCUAG
Molecule: messenger RNA, 1482 nt
Organism: Penicillium longicatenatum
Lineage: Eukaryota; Fungi; Ascomycota; Eurotiomycetes; Eurotiales; Aspergillaceae
Product: cytochrome P450
Exons: 6
Coding region: 1-1482 (493 amino acids)
Molecular function (GO): monooxygenase activity; oxidoreductase activity, acting on paired donors, with incorporation or reduction of molecular oxygen; heme binding
Source: RefSeq, a predicted model, not a curated record